Molecule: messenger RNA, 2645 nt
Organism: Ipomoea nil (Japanese morning glory)
Lineage: Eukaryota; Viridiplantae; Streptophyta; Magnoliopsida; Solanales; Convolvulaceae
Product: histone-lysine N-methyltransferase SUVR4-like
Exons: 11
Coding region: 185-2383 (732 amino acids)
Cellular component (GO): nucleus
Molecular function (GO): protein binding; zinc ion binding; histone methyltransferase activity
Source: RefSeq, a predicted model, not a curated record
UGUCAUCCUCUCCUAUAUUUCUCCUUUCAAAAUUGCUCCCUUUUGGGUCAUUAAUAUGAAAAUGGAUGGUGCAACCUCUAAAAGAAGCUAACUUCCAAAGUAGAAGGGCGUUAAGACAAAUGCAAAGUGAACAAAUUUUAUUGAAGAAUAUUAAAGCUGCGUGAAGAAGUUUGCAGAGUAAACAAUGCCACGCAAUCGAAGAACCAGAAAAGCCUAUAAAGCUAUGAACGAUAUUGGAGUCAAAGAAGCUAUGGUGAAACCAGUGUUGAAUAACCUUUUAAAAUUAUAUGAUAGAAACUGGACAUACAUUGAAGCUGAGAAUUAUAGAGCCCUUGCAGAUGCUAUCUUUGAAAGGGAGUCAGAGGUUGCACAGAAUAAAGAGUCUAAGAAUAGUGAACAAGGAGUUUUGGAGGAAGAAACCUUACGCAAGGAGUCUGAACAACCACUUAAGCGACAGCGGUUAAAACAUCAAGAUGAUCAACCUUCACUUUCCUGUGACAACUCUAGCUCCACCUUGGCUGAGGCAUCAUUCAAGAAGCCUAAAGUGAAGUGCAAUGAUGUAUCUGGUGAAAGUUGCCCGAGUGUCUUACAAGGCAUGGUGGCCUCACAUCAGCUCAGUCAUGGAGGGAGGGCAGCUCAAACCCCUUCUCCCUCAUAUCAGACAUACAGUAGAAGCAAAGGAAAGGAACCCAUUUUACCAAAACCUGUGGUGUUGCCAGAUAAAUCUCUUCCAACUCAGCCUGCUGGUGCUGACAGAAAUCAGACUAAUGGCUUGAGGAAGGCUAAGGCUGGACCAAAGCCUAGCUCUCAUCCAAUGCGGCUUAGAGAUAGACAAAGGAAACCUCAAACUCUUCAACCUGCCAGAGAUAAGACAUUGGCCCCUGGACAUUCUUCUCAUGUCUUACACCAAGAGCCAAAAACUGAAGCUUGCCCUGUGCUAACCCCACAGCAGAAAAUUCUUACUGCUCAUGAUUUUAUAAAGCCUAAGGAUGAGCCAUUCACUGAUGAUGCACCACACUCAGAGGUUCCCAUUGCUGUUAUCCCCUCUGAGUCAUUAUACAAGGAUGAUGUUCCAAGUGUAAGUGGUUUGGUAAAAGAUCACAGUGCUUCUGAAAACUUAGCAGCAGAUUCCAGUGGAGCUAUGGAUGGAACUUGCUGUAUUGCAACUUCAUCCAGUGAAAUGAAAACCAAUCAGCAGCUGAUACAACAACUUUCUCCUCCUUGCAAUGGUGUGGAUGACAGAUCACUACCUGAUGAAGAUGCAUCUGGGAACAACCACUGCAAAGUUGCUGAAAAUGGUCGAAGUGUUCUUGAAGAGAUGAAUUCUGAAAGUCCAGAGGUUGUGGAGUCACUUCAAGUAUCUCAUGAUAACACAAGCUCUUUAAAUGAGGGCAUUGACAUUACUAAGGGGCAAGAAAAGAUCGCAAUUUCAUUAGUGAAUGAAGUUAAUAGCAAGCAUCCCCCAUCCUUCCACUACAUACCUCAAAAUACAGUAUUUCAGAAUGCAUAUGUAAAUAUUUCUCUGGCCCGUAUUGGGGAUGAUCAUAGUUGUUCAACUUGUUCUGGUGAUUGUUUGUCAUUGUCCGUACCUUGUGCUUGUGCAUAUGAAACUGGGGGUGAGUUUGCAUACACCAAAGAAGGCCUUGUCAAGGAAGAAUUUCUGAAAGAGUGUAUUUCUAUGAAUCGUGAUCCAGGAAAGCACUGCCAGUUCUACUGCACAGAGUGCCCACUUGAAAGAUCUAAAAAUGACAACGUUAUAGAACGUUGCAAAGGUCAUCUAGUGAGGAAUUUCAUCAAAGAAUGCUGGAGGAAGUGUGGAUGUAAUAUACAGUGUGGCAAUCGUGUAGUACAACGAGGAAUUAGUCGAAAGUUACAGGUGUUUAUGACACCUGGAGGGAAAGGAUGGGGCCUACGCAGUCUAGAGGACCUGCCAAGAGGUGCAUUUGUUUGUGAAUAUGUUGGAGAAGUUCUUACCAAUGCAGAACUGUUUGAACGAGUUUCACGGGGCUCUAGUAGCGAGGAACACUCGUAUCCUGUGCUGCUUGAUGCUGAUUGGGCUGCUGAAGGCGUGUUAAAGGAUGAAGAAGCUUUGUGUUUGGAUGCUACCUAUUAUGGCAAUGUUGCGAGGUUUAUAAACCACAGAUGUUUUGAUUCAAAUUUAGUUGAGAUACCUGUUGAGAUAGAGACACCGGAUCACCACUACUAUCACCUUGCCUUCUUCACUACAAGAAAAGUUAAAGCCAUGGAAGAGCUGACUUGGGAUUAUGGAAUUGAUUUUGAUGAUGUUGAACACCCAAUCAAAGCAUUUAAAUGCCAAUGCGGAAGCAGGCUCUGCAGAAACGGCAAACGUUCAAGCAGAAGCAGGUCCAGAUCAAGGAGAUGAGAAUACAUCUGAUAUGAUUAUUUCAGCAGAGCAUGUUGUAUCACCCCUGCCCUAGAAAGCUGGUGGCUUGGUGAACCUUUAGUUCAAAUCAAUGGAUCUUUGUUGUGGAUUUUUUUUUUUAAAUUAGUUUAUUUAUUUAAAUUGCUUCUUGUUUCUUGAUAUUGAUCAGACCCUGUACAUUGUUAUUAAUGCACCCUGUUGUUCAAUUAUUUCAAUUCUGCUCCCAGCCCCAGCUUUAAUGAUAAGAUUCAGUUUACUAUCA